Molecule: messenger RNA, 1243 nt
Organism: Naegleria gruberi
Lineage: Eukaryota; Heterolobosea; Eutetramitea; Acrasida; Naegleriidae
Product: epoxide hydrolase-related protein
Exons: 3
Coding region: 240-1217 (325 amino acids)
Molecular function (GO): hydrolase activity
Source: RefSeq, a predicted model, not a curated record
AAGACACAAAGAAGGCAGUCGAAGAUCUUGCAGAGGGAAAAUCAUCCUUGUGUUCACUCAUCACCCGAACACUCCUUUCCCUGAUCGCCGCUCUCAUUCUCUUUUAUCAAGUAAAUUCCCUUACUAAAUCGCCACCUCCUAAAGUUUCCGAUUUUUAUCAAGAUAAGCCAUCCAAGUUGAAUUAUAAUUUCCCAUCGAGAUUGAUUAAAACAAAUGGAAUUUCCUUGAAUGUAAUUACUAUGGGAAGAGAGGAAAAUUUUGAUGAAAAUUAUAGUGGAGAGAAGGAUCCAUUGAUUAUUUAUCUUCAUGGUUUCCCACAAGCUGCUGCUACUUGUUGGACCUAUCAAUUGCAAGAUUUUGCCAAGAGAAACUUUAAGUAUGGAGAAAAGAGAUUUGCAUUGAUGGCACCUGAUCUUCGUGGUUAUAAUACUAGUGACAAGCCAGAUAUUACAGAUUUAAAUAAUUAUGAUAUGGGUGAACUAGUUCAUGAUAUUAAAGGAUUGAUUGAAGGAUAUUACAAGAAUGGAAAAGGAAAGGCUGUCCUUGUUGCUCACGAUUGGGGUGCAAUUAUUUCAUGGGUUUUGACAUCUACUUAUCCAGAAGUUGUUGAAAAGUUAAUUGUUCUCAAUGUUCCUCAUCCAGUUUCAAUGCAAAGAGAAAUUGGUCAAUUGCCACUCAAAACCAUUUAUGCUCAAUUGAAGAAGAGUUGGUAUAUCUUGUUCAUGCAACUUGGAUUUUCAAUUCCAGAAAAUUAUUUCAAGAAUGAUAAUUACAGAGCCCUUGCAUUUGCCUAUUUGGAUUUGGCCAAGAAGGGUAUUUUGACAAUGGAAGAUUAUCAUCACUAUGUAAAGGGAUGGGCUCAACCAGAUGCUUUGGAUGCAAUGAUGGCCUACUAUAAGGGAUUCAUGACUGGAAAGUUUGCUAAUGCUAUCAAGAUGAAAUUGGGUUAUCCAGAUGCAAGACGUUAUCCAAAAGUUGGACAAACAUUGGAAGCACCUCUUGAACAACAAAAGGUUAAGGUUCCAACUCUUAUUUUGUGGGGUAAGGAUGAUCUUGCCCUUAUAGAAGAAACUGCUGAUUUGAGCUUUAAGUAUUACAUUGAUGAAAGCGUUAAACCAAAGUCUAAAAUUAUCAAAUUUGAAGCUGGACACUUUAUUGCAUUGGAAAUUCCAAACACUGUCAUUCAAGAAAUUGAACAAUUUGUUACUCAACAAUAAUUGUAAAUAAUAAAACUAUUCUAUUU